CUACAAUAGCCAGGCGUCUCUCUCGUGUAUCUCUGAAUCUCUCUCUCUACUUUUUCACUUCACAAAAAACAUUCAUUCGCAUAUUCAGAUUCAUAUAUAUACCGAAUUACCAAUACCAUAAUCUGCCCCUCAGUUUCUCUCUCUAGGGUUUCAGACUGCCCUCCAAUUUUUAGAGAGAGAAAGCGAUCAUUCUAGAGCGAGAGAGAGAGAGAGAAACUUUCCUUCUUUACCAUCAUGUCCGAUUCGAGCUGAAUCUCAAUCACUCCUACCUCAUAUUCGGAUCGUCACACUUCGAUCCGAUUACAUCAGCAGCUAUACCUGGAAGAUUCAAGGACCGAUCUGUAAUCAUUCAAAUAUAUAUAUAUUUUUUAUUUCUUUAAUUCAGUUCAGCUAUUAAAUUCAUCAAUUAAGAUUACUUUUCAUAAUCACCUUCUCGGAUGUCUUUCAAGAUGUGUUUUCGCAGUCCGCGGAGUCGAGUAGUUUGAAAGUAAGAUCCGGGUGAAAAUCUGGCCUAUAGGCCACGAUUGUUGAUUUAAUUGGUAUGCAACACUUAAGGGCGCUGGUUGUUCAGGCGGGCAAUAUUGGGAGAUUCGCCAAGGGAAGGGUGCAACUGAGCAAUAUCAGGAGAGAUUUGAAUGCAACUCAGCGCAUAAGUUAUACAUUGAAUUGUAACUUUACGACGGGAAGGACAAUGAUGGUGGAUACAGGCGCAACUGCAAACCAAGGACCCACUAUUGAUGUGUUACCAGAGAAAGAUGAUGAUGGUGGCUAUGCUAGCGGUGGAUGGAAAAGUGAAGAUGGAAGACUGAGCUGCGGAUAUUCGAGUUUUAGGGGAAAGAGAGCUAGCAUGGAGGAUUUCUAUGAUGUUAAAGCUUCCACGAUUGAUGAGCAAACAGUGUGCCUGUUUGGGAUAUUCGAUGGUCAUGGCGGAUCUCGCGCGGCUGAGUUUUUGAAGGAACAUCUUUUUGAGAAUCUCAUGAAACAUCCACAAUUUAUUACAGACACCAAAUUGGCUAUAAGUCUAACAUAUCAACAAACAGACAUGGACUUUUUGGAAUCUGAGAAAGAUACUUACAGGGAUGAUGGUUCCACUGCUUCUACGGCAGUGUUGGUUGGUAACCAUCUAUAUGUUGCCAAUGUUGGCGAUUCACGGACUGUAAUAUCAAAGGCUGGCAAAGCAAUUCCUCUUUCUGAGGAUCACAAACCAAAUAGAAGUGAUGAGCGGAAGAGAAUUGAAAGUGCUGGAGGUAUUGUGAUGUGGGCAGGCACUUGGAGGGUAGGAGGUGUCUUAGCAAUGUCCCGUGCCUUUGGUAACCGCAUGUUGAAGCAAUAUGUUGUUGCAGAACCUGAAAUUCAGGAACAAGAGAUAGAUGAAGAAUUUGAAUUGCUUGUGCUCGCGAGUGACGGCCUCUGGGAUGUGGUACCGAAUGAGGAUGCUGUAUCCCUUGCACAAUCUGAGGAAGACCCUGAGGCAGCGGCUCGGAAGUUAACAGAAACUGCUUUCACUCGUGGCAGCGCCGACAAUAUCACCUGCAUCGUGGUGAAGUUUCACCAUCAUAAAGCAGAUCCAGCCAGUCCCCAGCAUGAUUAGGAUGACUUGGUUGACACAGCAUGUGUAACGUCAUCAACAUUUCGGUAAUCCAAGGCAGAAGUCUGCAAGUGCACAAUUGGCGAGUGUGCAUGCCAACAUGGAUGCAAUUUGUUUAUUCAUUGGUUUGUUUCUUGUUUUUGCUAUUGUAAUGAAGGAACAUGGAUCUCUGACCUGUUCAUUUCAGCAUCUGUCUAUAUGUUAUAUCUCCCCUAAUUUAGUUUUGGUUUAAUAAAUGAGUGAUGUUUUUAUUCU
This is a messenger RNA of Cornus florida, 1843 nucleotides long. Its product is annotated as probable protein phosphatase 2C 76. Gene Ontology annotation, biological process: protein dephosphorylation. Lineage: Eukaryota; Viridiplantae; Streptophyta; Magnoliopsida; Cornales; Cornaceae. Bases 542 to 1591 code for a protein of 349 amino acids. The record is from RefSeq and is a predicted model, not a curated record. Gene Ontology annotation, cellular component: cytosol; nucleus. Gene Ontology annotation, molecular function: cation binding; protein serine/threonine phosphatase activity. The transcript has 9 exons.